Molecule: messenger RNA, 1611 nt
Organism: Anoplopoma fimbria (sablefish)
Lineage: Eukaryota; Metazoa; Chordata; Actinopteri; Perciformes; Anoplopomatidae
Gene: tsc22d4
Biological process (GO): regulation of transcription by RNA polymerase II
Source: RefSeq, a predicted model, not a curated record
AUUUCAUGGAACGGUCCAAUCAAAUCAUCUGUCUCACUCACACAUGAAGUACAGAGCAGGAAAUGUACACACUGACUGUUGGAACUUUGUUUCAACAGAUCCUGCAGAACCUGAAACACACACACACACACACACACACACACACACACACACACACACACACACACACACACACACACACACACACACACACACACACACACACACACACACACACACGUUGUGCAACAGUAAAAAGAGGAAACAGGAAACAGAGAAGAAGACAAUGAGUUUGAGCUGAAAGCCGCGUCUUGAGGGACACAGACCCUGACUAGAGAGAGAGAGACAGGUUGUGUGUGAUCCUGAAUUGUGUGUGCGUGUGUGUGUGCGUGUGUGUGUGUUAGUGUGAGGAUGAGUGGUGGUAAAAAGAGGAGUGGCUUCCAGAUCACCAGCGUGACCUCAGACUUCAACCAAACUCUGGCCGGCCAAUCAGCACCCGGCGUGGUCCUGACCGUCCUCCAAUCAACAGCCGCUUCCUGCAGCCCUCAAGGAAGCUCCUCCCAGCCGACCACGCCCUCUCUGAAGAGGAAGUACACCUCCCAUGAUGCCUUGGGGCAGGUGGGGUCUUCUUCCAGGUUCAGGGUGGUGAGGCUGGUGGUGGGCGGGGCCUACGGCGGUGGGCGGGGCCAGCCGUAUUGCCGCGGGCGAUGGACAUGCACAGACUUUAUGGAGCAACAGGAAGGGGCGGGGUUUAGGCGGGUGAUGGACACCAUGAGACACGCCCACUCGCUGGAGUCCCUGGAGAUCAUUGGCCGGGACACAGACAGAGGCGGAGUCCACCCCCAUGGCACUGCCCACCUUUGGACUCAGCCAAUCAGAGGAAGGGAGGCAGCGGGUCUGAUACAGCGCAGCGGGCCGCCGUCACCAACACACCAAGAACCAAUCAGCAUCCGGCUCCUGGACUGGAACGAGCCAAUGGGAGCUCAGGGUUCUGGCUCCACCCCUCCACCUCUAUUGCCCCGCCCACGAAACACCCCUCCCCCUCUACGAUUGGACGUCGACUCAUCAGGACGGUCUGUCUUCAAGCUGUCUCACUCUCAGCCAACUCCCCCCGCUGGAUCGUACCACCGCCCUCUGACCCCUGCUCGGACUCCAGCAGCCUUCAGUCUGGGCCAAACCAUCUUCAACCUGCCGGGGGACAACAGCAGCUCCAGUAGCAGUCUGAUCACCAUUGACAAUAGAAUCGAGGUGGCCAUGGACCUGGUGAAGAGUCACCUGAUGCUGGCGGUCAGAGAGGAGGUGGAGCUUCUGAGGGAACAAAUCAGAGAAUUGCAAGAGAAGAACCAACAGCUGGAAAGAGAGAACCACAUCCUGAGAACCCUAACACACACUACACACACUACACACAACACCUAACACACACACAUAGUACAUUAAAUACACACAACAUACACAAUAAACAAAACACACUGACACACAUCUGGGACUGACCACGCACUCACCUGAGAGCGUUGUUGUGGUAACAACUUGAGGAGGAUGCUGGUAACCAUGACAACAGGACUGUAUCAGCUGAGAUGUUCUGCAAGAAGAUGAUGAAGAUGGUGAUGAUGGUGAUGAUGAUGAUGAUGAUGA